Prorocentrum cordatum is the source of this 933-nucleotide messenger RNA. NCBI's taxonomy places the organism in Eukaryota, Dinophyceae, Prorocentrales, Prorocentraceae. The record is from the annotation of a GenBank genome assembly.
AUGACGUUUUCUGCCAGCCAAACCAUACGCGGGCACGAGGAUGCGGUUGUUUGUUGUUGCUUCUCUCCAGACGGGAAGAGGAUUCUUACUGGUUCAUGCGACAAGACUUUGAAGUUGUGGCUCGCGACCGACGGAACGCUGCUGCAGACCUUGAGUGGGCACGAGGGUUGGGUUGUUUGUUGUUGCUUCUCUCCAGACGGGAAGAGGAUUCUUACUGGUUCAUGCGGCAAGAUGAAGUUGUGGCUCGCGACCGACGGAACGCUGCUGCAGACCUUGAGUGGGCACGAGCAUGCGGUUUCUCGUUGUUGCUUCUCUCCAGACGGGAAGAGGAUUCUUUCUGGUUCAGCCGACAAGACUUUGAAGUUGUGGCUCGCGACCGACGGAACGCUGCUGCAGACCUUGAAUGGGCACGAGGAUUCGGUUGUUUGUUGUUGCUUCUCUCCAGACGGGAAGAGGAUUCUUACUGGUUCAUGCGACAAGACUUUGAAGUUGUGGCUCGCGACCGACGGAACGCUGCUGCAGACCUUGAGUGGGCACGAGGGUUGGGUUUCUUGUUGUUGCUUCUCUCCAGACGGGAAGAGGAUUCUUUCUGGUUCAUACGACAAGACUUUGAAGUUGUGGCUCGCGACCGACGGAACGCUGCUGCAGACCUUGAGUGGGCACGAGCAUGCGUUUUAUUGUUGUUGCUUCUCUCCAGACGGGAAGAGGAUUCUUUCUGGUUCAGCCGACAAGACUUUGAAGUUGUGGCUCGCGACCGACGGAACGCUGCUGCAGACCUUGAAUGGGCACGAGGAUUCGGUUGUUUGUUGUUGCUUCUCUCCAGACGGGAAGAGGAUUCUUACUGGUUCAUUGGGCACGAGGGUUGGGUUUCUUGUUGUUGCUUCUCUCCAGACGGGAAGAGGAUUCUUUCUGGUUCAGCCGACAAGACUUUGA